AUGGAGAGUGAAGUUCAUCGUCCCAUAGCUGACUAUCCAGCGAACAUCUGGGACGAUCUCUUAACUACUUUCUCAAAUAUUGACGUGGGGGGAAGUGAGACAUACAAAGAGAAGCAUUGUAUGCUAAAGGAGGUUGUGAAUGAAUCGUUUAUGGCUUCGAGAGCGAAUCCGAUAGAGAACAUUAAGUUCAUCGACGCUCUAUGUCGCCUUGGUGUCUCCUAUCACAUUGAGAGAGAUAUCGUAGAGCAAUUGGGGAAGUUAUUUGACAGUCUUGAUUUUAAUCGGAUGAUAAGACAGGACGGGUGCGAUUUACACACGGUGGGACUACUUUUCCAAGUUUUCAGGCAAUUCGGUUUCAAACUUUCCGCCGAUGUUUUUGAGAAGUUCAAGGACGGAGAUGGGAAGUUCAAAGGACACUUAGCGGCAGACGCAUGUGGUAUGUUAAGCUUGUAUGAAGCUGCACAAUGGAGUACUCAAGGAGAAGACAUUAUUGACGAAGCUCUCGCUUUUUCAAGCUCGUAUUUAAAAGAAAAUUCUUCUCGAUGUAGCCCCCAUCUCGCAGUACGCAUAAAAAAUGCCCUAAAACAUCCAUACCACAAAGGCAUCCCAAGGAUAGAAACGAGACAAUACAUCUCAUACUAUGAGGAAGAAGAGUCGCAUGACGCAACACUACUUGAAUUUGCCAAGAUAGAUUUUAAUCUACUGCAAAGGUUGCACCGCCAAGAGCUUGCUUGCGUUGCAAGGCGGUUCAAAGAAAUGGAGAUUGAAUCUAAAGUAACAUAUACAAGGCAUAGAAUAGCGGAGGCCUACUUGUGGUCACUUGGAGCAUAUUUCGAGCCUCAAUAUUCUCAAGCACGAGUUCUAAUAGCUAUUGCACUAAUCUUAUUCACAGCACUUGAUGAUAUGUAUGAUGCGUAUGGCACAAUGGAAGAACUUGACCUUUUUACAGAUGCAAUGAAAAAGUGGCUUCCCGUGGCCCCUGACGGGAUACCUGAGAGCAUGAAGUACAUUUACCGUAUCACGGUAGAUUUCUAUGAUAAACUCGAAGAGGGACUUGAGAAAGAAGGAAGGUCAGGUUGUGGCUUCCACCUUAAGAAAUCAUUGAAAACAACGGCUCAUGGAUAUAUGCAAGAAGCAAAGUGGUUGAAAAAAGACUACACUGCUACAUUUGACGAGUAUAAAGAGAAUGCGAUCGAGUCUUCCGGUUACUAUCCUUUGAUAGCCAUAGCAUUCGUGGGAAUGGGUGAUGUCGCAAAACUUGAUGCCUUCGAAUGGCUAAGCUCAAACCCCAAAAUUAGGGUAGCUUCUGAGCUAAUAUGUCGAUUCACGGAUGACAUUUCUAGCUACGAGUUUGAACACAAAAGGGAGCAUGUAGCAACGGGUAUUGACUGCUACAUGAAGCAAUUUGGUGUUUCUAAGGAAAAAGCCGUGGAAGCAAUAGGCAGUAUUGUUUCAAACGCAUGGAAGGACUUGAACCAAGAGCUAAUGAGGCCUCACUUAUGCCAUUUCCCUCUUUUGAUGCGAAUAUUUAACCUUUCGCGUGUCAUCGAUGUAUUCUAUAGGUACCAAGAUUCUUACACCCAACCGAAGUUCUUGAAAGAGCACAUAAUCUCUUUGUUCUUUGAAGAUAUACCCAUUUGA
Molecule: messenger RNA, 1641 nt
Organism: Microthlaspi erraticum
Lineage: Eukaryota; Viridiplantae; Streptophyta; Magnoliopsida; Brassicales; Brassicaceae
Source: the annotation of a GenBank genome assembly